AUGACAUAUCUCUUAAGAAGUGUUGUCACCAUCAUUGAUAUAUUCUACCAAUACACCAAGCAAGAUGAAGAAUGUGGCACAUUGAGCAAGGAUGAGCUAAAGGAACUGCUAGAGAAGGAGUUCCGGCCAAUUCUGAAGAAUCCAGAUGAUCCAGACACGGUAGAUGUCAUCAUGCAUAUGCUGGAUCGAGAUCAUGACCGAAGACUAGACUUUACUGAGUUUAUUCUGAUGGUAUUCAAACUGGCUCUGGCCUGCAACAAGGUUCUUGGAAAACAAUACUGUAAAGCUUCAGGGUCAAAGAAGCAUAGGCGUGGACACCAACACCAAGAGGAAGAAAGUGAAACAGAAGAGGAAGAGGAGACACCAAGACAGAAAUCAGGUUUCAGAUAUUCAAGUUGGAGUGAGGAAGAGGAGCAUGGACAUAGUUCUGGGGGCUUAUGGCAACCUAGAAAACAUAGACGUGGGUCCAAUUCUAGGAGGUUGGAUAGGCAAGAUGAAUUAUCCACCUCAAAGGAAUCAAGAAAAAAACACCAUGGGUUCAUCUUUGGUCACUCUUGGAGUAGUAACAAAGAGAAACAUGAUUCCAUAUUUGAAGAGCUAGGAGUAAAAAGAGACAGGUCACAUCAUAGCCCCUCUAGAGAAUCUGGGGAAGAGUAUGAGUCUGGAUCUAGGUUAAACCAUCAGGGAAGGAAAGGCCAUAAUGGAUUAUCACACGGAUUGGAGAAAAACGAACAUGAAUCAAAUUAUACUCAGUCAAGAAAAGGUGAAGAACAAAAGCUUGGAUAUAGUUCUGCAAGUUCAGGAAACAGUAAGACAGAAAGUCUCAUGUGUGGUUUCAGCAGUUCUAGUGGAUGUUGCAGACCACAAAAUGCUUCAAGUUCUUGUCAGGCAAGUAGAUCAGGGGGGGGGCAAGUAAAUCAGUCUUGCUGUACCCAGUCAAAUUGUCAAUCAGGAACUAGUGGAGGACAAGGAUAUGGAUGUGUCUCAGGUCAGUCCUCUAGAUGUUAUCAACCUAAACCAAGAUCCUGUAGCCAGUCUUCUAGUCAGAGAGGGUGUGGAUCUAAACAAUGUGGUCAACCACAGAACUGUGGAAGACAACAAAGAAUGGGUUCAAGUCACUCUUCUUGCUGUGGACAAUAUGGGUCUGGAGCAACUCAAUCUUUUGGUUGUGGUCAACAGGGAACGAAUUCCUGUGGAUAUUCUUCAAGCUCUCAUCAAAAGGAGUGUAGUUCAAAUGAAUUUUCCAAAGGUGGUCGGCGUGGGUCUGGUUCAGGGCACUCAUCCUGCUGUGAACAACAUGGAACGAACUCAAGUCAAUCCUCUGGCUGUAAACAACAUGGACAUGAAUCAGGUCAGUUAUGCUGUGGCCAACAUGGUACUGCAUCAGGUCAAUCCUCAGGUAAUAGUCAACAUGGGGUUGGCUCAGGUCAAUCAUGUCACUUUGGGCAGCAUGGAUACAAUUACGGUCAGUCAUCUAGUUCUGGGCAUCAGAGGUCAGGCUCAAGUCAGUCAUCUGGCCUUGGGGAGCAUGGGUCUGGUUCUCCUCAGUCAUCUAGUUCUGGGUAUCAUGGAUCUGGCUCACAUCAAUCAUCUAGGUCUGAGAAGCAAAAUGCUGGCUCAGGUCAGUCAUCUGGCUUUGGGGAGCAAGAGUCCACUUCUGGUCACUCACCUAGUUAUGGACAACACAGGUCAGGAUCAGGUCAGUCAUCUGGCUUUGGGGAACAUGAGUCCAUUUCUGGUCACACACCUAGCUUUGGCCAACAAAGGUCAGGUUCAGGUCGGUCAUCUGGCUUUGGGCAGCAAGAGUCGAGUUCUGGUCACUCACCUAGCUAUGGCCAACACAGCUCAGGCUCAGGUCAGUCAUCUGGCUUUGGGAAGCAACAGUCGAGUUCUGGGUACUCACCAAGUUAUGGCCAACACAGCUCAGGCUCAGGUCAGUCAUCUGGCUUUGGGAAGCAACAGUCGAGUUCUGGGUACUCACCAAGUUAUGGCCAACACAGCUCAGGCUCAGGUCAGUCAUCUGGCUUUGGGAAGCAACAGUCGAGUUCUGGGUACUCACCAAGUUAUGGCCAACACAGCUCAGGCUCAGGUCAGUCAUCUGGCUUUGGGCAGCAAGAGUCGAGUUCUGGUCACUCACCUAGCUAUGGGCAACACAGCUCAGGCUCAGGUCAGUCAUCUGGCUUUGGGCAGCAUGAAUCCAUUUCCAAAAACUCACAUGGCUUUAGCCAACACAAGUCAGGCUCAGGUGAAUCACAUAAGUAUGGGUACCAUGGCGCCUCUCAAGGGACGGUUCAGGACAGCAGUGGACAGCCUCAGUCAAGUAAAGGACAGCUUUCACAGUCAGGUUCUGGUAGACAUCCAAGGAGAUCACCAGUGCACCCCGAGUCCAGUGAGGGUGAGGAACACUCAGUAGUCUCACAGAGACAUUCUGGAUCCAGUUACAGUCAUGCUGGGCAUCAACAAAGAGAGUCAGUUCAUGGGCACCAUGGCUCCCCUCAAGGGCCGGUUCAGGACAGCAGUAGACACCCUCAGUCAAGCCAAGGACAGCCUUCACAGUCAGGUUAUGAUGGACAUCCAAGGAGAUCACAAGUGCACCCCGAGUCCAGUGAGGGUGAGGAACACUCAGUAGUCUCACAGAGACAUUCUGGAUCCAGUAAUGGUCAUGCUGGGCAUCAACAAAGAGAGUCAGUACAUGGGCACCAUGGCUCCCCUCAAGGGCCGUCCAGUGAGGGUGAGGAACACUCAGUAGUCUCACAGAGACAUUCUGGAUCCAGUCACAGUCAUGCUGGGCAUCAACAGAGAGAGUCAGUUCAUGGGCACCAUGGCUCCCCUCAAGGGCCGGUUCAGGACAGCAGUAGACACCCUCAGUCAAGCCAAGGACAGCCUUCACAGUCAGGUUCUGGUGGACAUCCAAGGAGAUCACCAGUGCACCCUGAGUCCAGUGAGGGUGAGGAACACUCAGUAGUCUCACAGAGACAUUCUGGAUCCAGUCACGGUCAUGCUGGGCAUCAACAAAGAGAGUCAGUUCAUGGGCACCAUGGCUCCCCUCAAGGGCCGGUUCAGGACAGCAGUAGACACCCUCAGUCAAGCCAAGGACAGCCUUCACAGUCAGGUUCUGGUAGACACCCAAGGAGAUCACCAGUGCACCCCGAGUCCAGUGAGGGUGAGGAACACUCAGUAGUCUCAAAGAGACAUUCUGGAUCCAGUCCCAGUCAUGCUGGGCAUCAACAAAGAGAGUCAGUUCAUGGGCACCAUGGCUCCCCUCAAGGGCCGGUUCAGGACAGCAGUAGACACCCUCAGUCAAGCCAAGGACAGCCUUCACAGUCAGGUUCUGGUAGACAUCCAAGGAGAUCACCAGUGCACCCCGAGUCCAGUGAGGGUGAGGAACACUCAGUAGUCUCACAGAGACAUUCUGGAUCCAGUCACAGUCAUGCUGGGCAUCAACAAAGAGAGUCAGUUCAUGGGCACCAUGGCUCCCCUCAAGGGCCGGUUCAGGACAGCAGUAGACACCCUCAGUCAGGCCAAGAACAGUCUUCACAGUCAGGUUCUGGUAGACACCCCAGAAGAUCACCAGUGCACCCCGAGUCCAGUGAGAGUGAGGAACACUCAGUAGUCUCACAGAGACAUUCUGGAUCCAGUCACAGUCAUGCUGGGCAUCAACAGAGAGAGUCAGUUCAUGGGCACCAUAGCUCCCCUCAAGGGCCAUUUCAGGACAGCAGUAGACACCCUCAGUCAAGCCAAGGACAGCCUUCACAGUCAAGUUCUAGUGGACACCCAAGGAGAUCACGAGUUCACCCUGAGUCCAGUGAGGGUGAGGAACACUCAGUAGUCUCAAAGAGACAUUCUGGAUCCAGUCCCAGUCAUGCUGGGCAUCAACAAAGAGAGUCAGUUCAUGGGCACCAUGGCUCCCCUCAAGGGCCGGUUCAGGACAGCAGUAGACACCCUCAGUCAAGCCAAGGACAGCCUUCACAGUCAGGUUCUGGUAGACAUCCAAGGAGAUCAACAGUGCACCCCGAGUCCAGUGAGGGUGAGGAACACUCAGUAGUCUCACAGAGACAUUCUGGAUCCAGUCACAGUCAUGCUGGGCAUCAACAAAGAGAGUCAGUUCAUGGGCACCAUGGCUCCCCUCAAGGGCCGGUUCAGGACAGCAGUAGACACCCUCAGUCAGGCCAAGAACAGCCUUCACAGUCAGGUUCUGGUAGACACCCCAGAAGAUCACCAGUGCACCCCGAGUCCAGUGAGGGUGAGGAACACUCAGUAGUCUCACAGAGACAUUCUGGAUCCAGUUACAGUCAUGCUGGGCAUCAAGAAAGAGAGUCAGUUCAUGGGCACCAUGGCUCCCCUCAAGGGCCGGUUCAGGACAGCAGUAGACAGCCUCAGUCCAGCCAAGGACAGCCUUCACAGUCAGGUUCUGGUAGACACCCAAGGAGAUCACCAGUGUACCCCGAGUCCAGUGAGGGUGAGGAACACUCAGUAGUCUCACAGAGACAUUCUGGAUCCAGUCACAGUCAUGCUAGGCAUCAACAGAGAGAGUCAGUUCAUGGGCACCAUGGCUCCCCUCAAGGGCCGGUUCAGGACAGCAGUAGACACCCUCAGUCAAGCCAAGGACAGCCUUCACAGUCAGGUUCUGGUAGACACCCAAGGAGAUCACCAGUGCACCCCGAGUCCAGUGAGGGUGAGGAACACUCAGUAGUCUCAAAGAGACAUUCUGGAUCCAGUCAUGGUCAUGCUGGGCAUCAACAGAGAGAGUCAGUUCAUGGGCACCAUGGCUCCCCUCAAGGGCCAGUUCAGGACAGCAGUAGACACCCUCAGUCAAGCCAAGGACAGCCUUCACAGUCAGGUUCUGGUGGACAUCCAAGGAGAUCACCAGUGCACCCCGAGUCCAGUGAGGGUGAGGAACACUCAGUAGUCUCACAGAGACAUUCUGGAUCCAGUCAUGGUCAUGCUGGGCAUCAAGAGAGAGAGUCAGUUCAUGGGCACCAUGGCUCCCCUCAAGGGCCGGUUCAGGACAGCAGUAGACACCCUCAGUCAAGCCAAGGACAGCCUUCACAGUCAGGUUCUGGUAGACACCCAAGGAGAUCACCAGUGCACCCCGAGUCCAGUGAGGGUGAGGAACACUCAGUAGUCUCACAGAGACAUUCUGGAUCCAGUCACGGUCAUGCUGGGCAUCAACAAAGAGAGUCAGUUCAUGGGCACCAUGGCUCCCCUCAAGGGCCGGUUCAGGACAGCAGUAGACACCCUCAGUCAAGCCAAGGACAGCCUUCACAGUCAGGUUCUGGUAGACACCCAAGGAGAUCACCAGUGCACCCCGAGUCCAGUGAGGGUGAGGAACACUCAGUAGUCUCAAAGAGACAUUCUGGAUCCAGUCCCAGUCAUGCUGGGCAUCAACAAAGAGAGUCAGUUCAUGGGCACCAUGGCUCCCCUCAAGGGCCGGUUCAGGACAGCAGUAGACACCCUCAGUCAAGCCAAGGACAGCCUUCACAGUCAGGUUCUGGUAGACAUCCAAGGAGAUCACCAGUGCACCCCGAGUCCAGUGAGGGUGAGGAACACUCAGUAGUCUCACAGAGACAUUCUGGAUCCAGUCACAGUCAUGCUGGGCAUCAACAAAGAGAGUCAGUUCAUGGGCACCUUGGCUCCCCUCAAGGGCCGGUUCAGGACAGCAGUAGACACCCUCAGUCAGGCCAAGAACAGUCUUCACAGUCAGGUUCUGGUAGACACCCCAGAAGAUCACCAGUGCACCCCGAGUCCAGUGAGAGUGAGGAACACUCAGUAGUCUCACAGAGACAUUCUGGAUCCAGUCACAGUCAUGCUGGGCAUCAACAGAGAGAGUCAGUUCAUGGGCACCAUAGCUCCCCUCAAGGGCCAUUUCAGGACAGCAGUAGACACCCUCAGUCAAGCCAAGGACAGCCUUCACAGUCAAGUUCUAGUGGACACCCAAGGAGAUCACGAGUUCACCCUGAGUCCAGUGAGGUCACAGUCAUGCUGGGCAUCAACAAAGAGAGUCAGUUCAUGGGCACCAUGGCUCCCCUCAAGGGCCGGUUCAGGACAGCAGUAGACACCCUCAGUCAGGCCAAGAACAGCCUUCACAGUCAGGUUCUGGUAGACACCCCAGAAGAUCACCAGUGCACCCCGAGUCCAGUGAGGGUGAGGAACACUCAGUAG
Arvicanthis niloticus (Nile rat) is the source of this 6162-nucleotide messenger RNA. Lineage: Eukaryota; Metazoa; Chordata; Mammalia; Rodentia; Muridae. The record is from RefSeq and is a predicted model, not a curated record.